GACCGCAACGCGGACCCGGCGGAGCUGUUCGUGCGCCAGGACCGCAUCGGCAAGGGCUCGUUCGGCGAGGUGUUCAAGGGCUACUCGGUCAAGACGCAGAAGGCGGUCGCGAUCAAGGUCAUCAACCUCGAGGACGCAGAAGACGAGAUCGAGGACAUCCAGUCCGAGAUUUCGAUCCUGUCGUCGCUCGACUCGCCGUUCGUCACCAAGUACGAGGGCUCGUGGCUGAGGGGCCACGAGCUGUGGAUCGUCAUGGAGUACCUGUCGGGCGGCUCGUGCGGCGACUUGCUCAAGCCGGGCACGUUCAAGGAGGACUACAUCGCCAUCGUGUGCCGCGAGCUGCUUCGCGGGCUCGAGUACCUGCACGAGGAGGGCAAGCUGCACCGCGACAUCAAGGCCGCCAACGUCCUCCUCAGCGCCUCUGGAGAUGUCAAGCUCGCCGACUUUGGCGUUUCGGGCCAGCUCACGGCGACCAUGACCAAGAAGAACACGUUUGUCGGCACGCCGUACUGGAUGCCGCCCGAGGUCAUCAAGCAGAGCGGCUACGACUCGAAGGCCGACAUCUGGUCGCUCGGCAUCACGGCGAUCGAGAUGGCCAAGGGCGAGCCGCCGUACGCCGAGCUGCACCCGAUGAAGGUCCUGUUCCUCAUCCCCAAGAACCCGCCGCCGACGCUCGACGACCCGCCCUUCUCCAAGCCGUUCCGCGACUUUGUCGCCCUGUGCCUGCAGCGCGACCCGCUCGCGCGCCCGUCGGCCAAGGACCUCCUCAAGCACCCGUUCAUCCGCAAGGCGCGCAAGACGAGCUACCUCACCGAGCUCAUCGACCGCCUCGACCGGUGGAAGGCCGAG
Molecule: messenger RNA, 849 nt
Organism: Rhodotorula graminis WP1
Lineage: Eukaryota; Fungi; Basidiomycota; Microbotryomycetes; Sporidiobolales; Sporidiobolaceae
Exons: 8
Biological process (GO): protein phosphorylation
Molecular function (GO): ATP binding; protein kinase activity
Source: RefSeq, a predicted model, not a curated record